Messenger RNA from Rhinichthys klamathensis goyatoka, 1681 nucleotides. It is a transcript of the gene gpr45, whose product is annotated as G protein-coupled receptor 45. The transcript is spliced from 3 exons. Gene Ontology annotation, cellular component: membrane. The record is from RefSeq and is a predicted model, not a curated record. Gene Ontology annotation, molecular function: G protein-coupled receptor activity. Lineage: Eukaryota; Metazoa; Chordata; Actinopteri; Cypriniformes; Leuciscidae. The coding region runs from base 335 to 1462 and encodes 375 amino acids. Gene Ontology annotation, biological process: G protein-coupled receptor signaling pathway.
ACUACAACAUCUUGUCCUUCAUCUAUUUUGGAUUGUCACGGCUCACCGCCCAACAGAUACACGGACUUCAGUAGAUAAAGAGGGCAAUGGAGGUGUCAGAUGAUGACAUGAAACGUAUGAUGAAUUUUUGGAAUUUACAUCCCCCUUUAUAUCUGCACUAUCCUUAGCAAAGAACAACCCAGAGUAACCAUGGCAACAGCAGCAUCCUCGGAGUAAUGUUUUACAACGUCUUCAGUGUGGAGAGUAAUUCUCUUAACGGGAGCUCACAUAACCAUGGCAGUGGUCUAGCUAUGACUUUCCAGGUUUGAAUGGAUGAUACCUGGUAACAGCUGCCAUGUUCGCCUGUAAUGGCAGCUCACUGGAGGGGUGUGGCCUUCUUGAACCAAUAGAAACUGAGACGCAAGAGGCUGAUACUGCCCUCAUGCCCACCACUCUUAGGGUGGCACUGGCUGCCAUCAUGAUCUUCAUGAUCACCAUCGGUUUCCUCGGCAAUGCCAUUGUGUGUCUGAUAGUGUAUCAGAAACCGGCCAUGCGUUCAGCGAUUAAUCUGCUCCUGGCCACGCUGGCCUUCUCUGACAUCAUGCUGUCGUUGCUAUGCAUGCCAUUCACCGCCGUCACUCUCGCAACUACGGACUGGAGCUUCGGAGUGGGAUUCUGCCGCGUGUCCGUCAUGUUGUACUGGUUAUUUGUUCUGGAAGGUGUGUCCAUCCUUCUGAUCAUCAGCGUCGAUCGCUUCCUCAUUAUAGUUCAGCGGCAGGACAAGCUAACGCCGCAUCGUGCGAAAAUUCUCAUUACCGCGUCAUGGGCUCUGUCGCUCUGCGUGUCCCUACCGUCCGUGAUCGGCUGGAGGACGGCCGGGAUCGGCGCACAGGUGCCGCAAUGCAUUCUUGGAUACAGCGAAUCGCUGGCGGACCGGGGUUACACGGUUCUGCUCGCCGUCGCGGUGUUUUUUGUGCCAUUCGGUGUGAUGUUGUACUCCUACCUGUGUAUUCUCAACACGGUGCGACGCAACGCGCUGCGCAUCCACAAUCACACCAGCGAAGGCAGUGUCGCCAUCAACCAUGUCAACAAGUUGGGUUUAACCGGUCUUCAGCGACCCCAAGUCAACGUGGACAUGAGUUUCAAAACCAGGGCCUUCACCACCAUCCUCAUCCUUUUCAUUGGCUUCUCCGUGUGUUGGUUGCCACAUACGGUGGUGAGCCUGCUGGCGGUGUUCAGUAGACGCUUCUAUCUCAGCCCCGCGUUUUACCCCGUCAGCAUCGGGGCGCUGUGGUUGAGUUACCUAAAAGCGGUUUUCAACCCUGUGAUAUAUUGCUGGAGAAUCCGAAAGUUUCGUGAGGCCUGUCUGGAGUUUAUGCCCAAGACUUGUCAUCUCUGUCCCAAGAUUCCCGGACGAAGUCGUAGGCGUAUAAGACCCAGCAACAUCUAUGUGUGCAGCAGUGAGACCCAGUCUUCAGUCUAGGAUUCGCACCAAAGUAUGUUUAAAAUUGACAAGGCAAGAAUGAAAGAUGAUGUUUAGAUAUGACACACUUGGUUUCAAGGGUCUUUGAAUUCCCAUGGAGAUGAGAACGCUUAUUAAUUGAGUACUUGAUAAAUACGUCCUCCUAUCAUAGUCUGCAGUGACGAAGGAAAAAGCAUUAGCUGUCUGAAAUUCAUCAAAGCAAUAUUCUUAUAUAUUCCU